CACUGCUCCACGUGUCGGGAUUUGACGGUUAGAAGAAGCGUCGAAGGGCACUCCGCGCGACACCGUGAUCGGCCAGCUAAUCGGCGAACCGGCAGAAAAGUCGCAGCCCGCACACCUCGUCUCCCUUUCCUCGUGUCCCUGUAGCUUUCGUGGCUUCAGGCCCAACAGCGGAUGAGCAUCAUGAAGGCGAUUCUCGUAUUGGUGUUAUUCGGCCUGAGUAUGUGUUUGGCCAAUCCUCUGAAGGAGGAGAAGAAAGAGAAGAUAAGCGUCGCCGAGCAGCAGUCCGUGACGAUAACAGACCGAGCCAAGUACGAGGAGGAACUUCUUCGCAAGCUCAACUCGAAAUGCUCCCAGAACGACAUCAGCAGUUGUGUGAUGUUAAAACUGGUGACGUAUAUGAACAAACUGUUGAAGAAGGCCUCGAUCGAGCUCACAGACGACAUCGAGAUCAAGAAGACGAGCCAAACGUCAGAGGAUGUGAUCACGUUCGAGGCUGGCAGGAGCAAGGACGAUGAGACUCAGGUCCUUGAUCUCGUCGCGAACAAAAUUUACGCCUUCGUCAAAUCGAGAAGCAUCAAGUGGCGAAUUCUACCCGAGGACGACAUCGUCGUGUCUGCGUCGGAGGAUGAGACCGGUUCGUUAAAUCUGGGUCUGUCGAUUGAGCGCUCCGAUAAGCCUCUUCAAGAUGGCCGCGGAAAGAAGAACAACAUGAGCAUGAUGGUCGCCGCGGCUGCCUUGAAAAUCGGCCUCAUUGGCGGUCUCGCGUUCAAAGCGCUCGCCCUCCUGGUCGGCAAGGCUCUUCUACUAUCGAAGAUCGCCCUUCUGCUGGCCGGUAUCAUAGGCCUGAAGAAACUCUUCUCGCAAGGGAAGCACGUGACUUACGAGGUCGUGGCGCAUCCUCAUCACGGGGGCGGGGGCGGGGGCGGCCACGAACACGGUCACGAUAGUUACUCCAGCGGAUGGGCAAGGAGUUUCCGCGAGGAAGCGGUUGCUGGUCAGCCGGACGCCCACGAGCUGGCCUAUUCGGCGCAUAUGAAGUAA
Linepithema humile (Argentine ant) is the source of this 1041-nucleotide messenger RNA. RefSeq lists its product as uncharacterized. Lineage: Eukaryota; Metazoa; Arthropoda; Insecta; Hymenoptera; Formicidae. Gene Ontology annotation, cellular component: membrane. The record is from RefSeq and is a predicted model, not a curated record.